Molecule: messenger RNA, 425 nt
Organism: Saccostrea cuccullata (small rock oyster)
Lineage: Eukaryota; Metazoa; Mollusca; Bivalvia; Ostreida; Ostreidae
Exons: 4
Coding region: 1-375 (124 amino acids)
Source: RefSeq, a predicted model, not a curated record
AUGUCUACGGUUAUUCCUGAAAACAACGACACGAUGAAAGAACAAAUGAAAUAUAACAGUGGAAUUCGAAAACGAACGGUAAUUUCAAUAGUUCUUGGAGUGUUGCUGACAAUUGCUCUUAUAGCUUUUAUAACGGUUUUGGUAUUAUACCUGAAAGGACAAAGUUCAAAAGAAGAAGGUUGCAAUACAGACAGAUUUGAUGUUGCCAUCCGAAGUAUCGGAUUUCUUUGUGAAACUAACGAUGGCGCCGAUGCAGUGAAUUGUGUAAGAUGUGCACGACAUUUAGAUGACCAGGAACAAUGCGAGGCUGAAACCAAUGGUAUUAACAGCAUCUGUACCUUUGACACAACUGAAGGACUAUGUAGAAGGGCAUAAAAGAUGUAAACUUAAGGCGUAUACCCUUGAGGAAAUACAUUUUAUCUAGU